GGUAUGCCGAUGGUAGAGCUAAGGACUCCUCCUCUUGCACUUGUCCUUCGAUUGCAAUUGGUCCGGCUGGUGGUUUCUUAUGCUAAUAAACUGUGACCCUCUCUGCACCUGACUCCCUGUAAUGAAGAAUGCAAGGCAGACAGGGUCGGAGUAUAAACUACUUAUUCAUCUUCCCAUCCUCUGUCCAGCUACAUUCUUGCGUUGCCUCAGAAGAAGCAACAGGAAUCUUAAAAGCAAUAACACUAGUAAAAUGCCAAAAUCUUUCCUGGUGAAGAAACACACGAGUUAUAGGAAGCCAAACUAUGGACGACUGGAGUCACAGAAAAAAGAAGAAGCUGUAUCAUCUUCAUAUCCUUUUGAAGGCUCGAUGAUCGCUCACAUUUCCCAACCCGAGUUCCCAACACCGGCCAUCUGUGCUGAGGCCCUGGAAGGGUGGGGCAGUAAACCCCUUGUCACCUCAGCUACCCCAGCCACAGGGUCAGGGGGAGGUGGUGUCAUCAAAAGCAUGCCAGUCAACACACGCCCACAGCACACAGACUCUUCCAGGGCUAACCUGGCACUCCUCACCUUUCAAACAACCACCUCUCCUCUCAGAGACUCCCUGAACAGCCUGACCUCCUUGGACGUCUCCAGGAGCAGAAUCGGUGGCGUAGCCUUUGAGGAGACAGGCUGCCUCCCAGCCCCUUUCCUCCUCAGGUCGGAGAGCUGGGGGCUGCUGCCUAGCGUUCAGGAGAAAUUUGAGUGUUUCGACUGUCACAAGGCCUACUAUACCUUCUCGGGGCUGGCCAAGCACAGGCAGCUGCAGUGCGAGUGGCAGUGCCGCAAGAAUUUCAACUGCAAGUACUGCCACAAGGAAUAUGUGAGCCUGGGGGCACUGAAGAUGCACAUCCGCACCCACACCCUGCCCUGCGUCUGCAAGCUCUGUGGCAAGGCCUUCUCCAGGCCCUGGCUGCUGCAGGGGCACAUCCGCACACACACAGGAGAGAAGCCCUUCUCUUGCACACACUGCAGCCGGGCUUUCGCAGACCGCUCGAACCUGCGGGCACACCUACAGACACACUCCGAUGUGAAGAAGUACCACUGCAAGAGCUGUGCCAAGACCUUCUCCAGGAUGUCACUGCUGUCCAAACACGAGGAGGCCGGCUGUCCUCCCCUCUCUCCUGAUACCCUGCCAGGACUCCCAAGAAGCACCUGAACACUGGUACAAACAUAUAAUCAGGGUGUGAGCAAACCAGUUUCCAUUUCAUCACAAAAUAUGAUUACUUUGGAACUCAAUAGGAAAUAAUCUUCAACUACAUUACCUAUUUUUGAAUUUCUGAAACCUGUUGCAAAAUGUUACCUUUCUGCUGAGUUUUUUUAGUCUUUUGUUCAGCGAUUAUCAGGCAAACAUGGCGGAGAAUACAAAAGAUCGUGGCGUGUAAAAAAAAAGAACUUGCUACAAACUGUAUUCUAGGCAUACUCUAAACAGAAACCCUGGCAGCAAUUUUAUUUUAUUUUAUUUUAUUUUAAAGAAAUGGUACAAAUCGAUUUCACAGCAUGAGGACAGUUGUAGGGCCUAUGACCUGUUUUCUGACUGGCAGCAUUACUUAAAAAAGAUAACAGCAAUGGUGCUAGAAGGAACAUUUGUGUAUUACUAUUCACUGUUACUUGUUUUGAUAUUUUUGUUAUAGCAGGGAAGUAUAAAGAGAUAGUAUUACAGUCCAUCCACAAGUUAAACAGUACAAUUAAUUCGUUUACAACAAGUGACUCAGAUCUUUAGCCAAAUGUCAUUUUGCUGAACAGUUUUGCAGGGCUGACAAAUGAACAUGUAAACAGAAACUUGAAUGUUUUUUUCAGUUGACACUGUUUGUACAUUUUUGAAAAAAUAAAAUAAAAAUAAAUAUUUACCAAAGCAAUGUUUGUUUACAACAACGUGACUUUUCAACUCUGCCUGCCCUACCUACUGCUCUGCAUAUAUUUAAACAGAGAGAGUAGGUGGGCCUGAUAGAGUUGAAAGGUCGUAUUGUCACAUGAUUGGAAUGGAAUUAAAGCUGUUCAGUCUCAGCACUCAGGAUUCUCCAGACGAAGGCAUAGUUACCCAGAACCACUCAGAAUGAC
Polyodon spathula (Mississippi paddlefish) is the source of this 2097-nucleotide messenger RNA. RefSeq names its product protein snail homolog Sna-like. NCBI's taxonomy places the organism in Eukaryota, Metazoa, Chordata, Actinopteri, Acipenseriformes, Polyodontidae. The record is from RefSeq and is a predicted model, not a curated record. The transcript has 3 exons. Gene Ontology annotation, molecular function: RNA polymerase II cis-regulatory region sequence-specific DNA binding; DNA-binding transcription factor activity, RNA polymerase II-specific. Bases 122 to 1195 code for a protein of 357 amino acids. Gene Ontology annotation, biological process: regulation of DNA-templated transcription.